GGGUAGACACGGAAAGGCGCACCUUCCAACGGCUGGGAAUAAGUGUUUCUACCUGAAGAGCAGAACUUAAUUUGGGUUCAGAAUGUCGCACCUCGCUUUUUUGGUCCUUUUGGGGGCAGGACUGAUGGUGAACUCUGAAAAGCACUCCCUCACUUACAUCUACACGGCCUUCUCCAAGCCAGUGGGUCUACCGGGGUUGCACGAGUUCACUGCCAUGGGAUUAUUGGACAACCGGAUGAUUGACUACUUCGACAGUGAUAACCAAGAAAAAGUUCCCAAGCAGGACUGGAUGAGAGAGCAUCUUGAAAAAGAGUACUGGGAAAAAGGCACCCAGUCCAGAAAGAGCAAGCAGCAAUGGUUCAAGGUCAACAUCGACAUAUUGAUGAAACGAAUGAGACAGAAUGACACGGAUACUCAUGUUCUGCAGUGGAUGCACGGCUGUGAGGGUGAAACUAAUGAUGAUGGCACGAUGAUGUUUGUCCGUGGGAUGGACAUGUACAAUUAUGACGGAAACGACUUCCUGGCCUUCGACGACAACCACCAGAUUUGGGUUGCUGCAGCUACGGCAGCAGAAGAAACCAAGAGGAAGUGGGAUGAAGUCCAGGUCCUGAAGGAAUACACCAAGGGCUACCUGGAGAAGGAGUGUAUGGAAUGGAUGAACAAAUUUAGAGACUUUGGGCAAGAGCAGCUUAAAAGUGCCUCUCGACCUAAAGUGCACUUGUUCACACGUACGGCCAAAGCUGACACAAACAUCAUCUUGACAUGUCUGGCCACGGGCUUCUAUCCAAAAGACAUCAUCAUGCAGAUCAAAAGAAACGGGCGUGUCCUGACUAAAGAGGACGGGGUGGAGACCACUGAUGUUCGCCCAAAUAAUGACAACACCUUCCAGAGAAAGGACCAUGUAGAGAUUUUGAAGUCUGAUGUUUCCACUUACACCUGUGAAGUCAAUCAUCCUGCCUCUCGUCUUCAUGUUGAAGAGAAGUGGGAUCACGCUCCUUUCGAAAAUGAGGGAAAUGCAGCCCUAAUUGGUGGUGUUAUUGUCGGGGUUGUAUUUGUGGCCGUUGCUGUGACACUUCUUGUCCUCAAACUGAAGACAAAACAACUCGAUUGCCCUGACAAUAAAUCCUCUAAUUCAAGUCUAAGUUCUGUGACCUCCUCUGAGUCAGAUAAACCAGUACCUGGCGCAAAUGCACCUGAUAUGGAGAAGCCCCUCCUUGGAGAAUCAAAUUCAUCUCUCUACACUGAUUCCUCUAAAAACAAAUCCUCUAAUCCAAGUCUAAGUUCUGGGAUCUCCUCUGAGUCAGGUCUAAGUUCUGGGAUCUCCUCUGGGUCAGGCAGUAAUACUGGUAAGGGGAAUUCAUCUAAUAAAAAAGGCAAAAUCUCUGAUGCAAAUACACCUGAAGUGAGGAUGUCUCUACUUGGUGAUGGUCUAAGUUCUGGGAUCUCCUCUGGGUCAGUCUCUGAUGCAAAUACACCUGAAGUGAGGAUGUCUCUACUUGGUGAUGGUCUAAGUUCUGGGAUCUCCUCUGGGUCAGGCAGUAAUACUGGUAAGGGGAAUUCAUCUAAUAAAAAAGACAAAAUCUCUGAUGCAAAUACACCUGAAGUGAGGAUGUCUCUACUUGGUGAUGGUCUAAGUUCUGGGAUCUCCUCUGGGUCAGUCUCUGAUGCAAAUACACCUGAAGUGAGGAUGUCUCUACUUGGUGAUGAUUCAUCCCACGACUCUGGUGCUGAAGUGGCCCCAUCCCCUAGUCACAGCAAUGAAGAAGAGUCACGAGCCACUGAAUAAUUAGUUGUCCAAGUUGUUUGGAACAAGAUAUACCAGGAUACAUAAAAUAAUCAUCACAUUACAUGAUAGAGAAAAACUAAUUUGUCACUGACCUACAAUCACCUUCUUCCAAAAACUGAAUGUGGGCUAAUUUAGUUCCUGCUUCAUGUGUAACACUGAAUGUCUCCAGUACCCCACAAACAAACAAACUAAUCUAAACCUCAUAGAAAUUGUGAAACUGAGAUGAGCUUUUUUUAUUCGGAGCAAAGACAUCAGAAAUAAGCUUUGUUCCUCAGUGUGACCUAUAAAAUCUGACACUAAAAUCGGUCUGAUGAAUGAGGAAAUAUGAAUUCUUCAGACUGACUUCAUGAAGCCCAUGUAUGUAUGUUUGGGAAAACAAACUGAGAAUGCUAAGAAUAAACCAGUCAUUAAGCUACUUGUGAAUAGUAAAGAGGUUUUUGUCAGUUUAGUUGAGCUGCCUCUUAACUGUAGUAACUGGUGGAAGGGAACAUUUACACUGUGAUGUUUUAAUAUGUAAUGUCGUUUUUUUCCUUCCAACAAAUCUGCUGAAACUCCUCAAUGAUAAUUGCAAAGUAUUAAAAAAAAAUACUUAAGAAGGAAAAGAGAGAUUGAAAGACUUCCAAAUAAUGCAAUGUACUGCAAUAUGAGUUAUUUUUGUAAACUAAUAAAUGAAACUCAUGGUUUGAAAACAUAUUGGGUUAACUGAGAAAAAUGUAAUCAUUAAAGGAUUGACACUACAUAUGCUAUUUGCACUCAUCUAUGAAUUAGGGGAUUUUAGUUCAGCUCUUUAAAUAUAUUAAAAUUUUUACAAUGUUGAAAACUAGAUAUUCAAAACAAAUUGAUUUACUUCAUAAAUAAAUGCUCUUCUUUUUAACAUUUACUUCAAUGGAUUGAUUAUUUUCAAAGCUUUAUUACUUUUUGUAAUCUCUAUUAAUGUAAUACAAGAUUGCUUUCUUAAAAGUUUUUGUUCUGGUUUUUGUUCUUUGUUUUGCUUGUCAAUUAAGUCUUUGUGGGUUUUUGCUCUAAAGUUCAAUAAUAAAUGGCUAAAUAAUAAUAUUUCUACUGUAGUUUGCACUUCUGGUACAAAGAUUACAGAAACAUAUUAUGGUAUGGGAUAAAGUUUUAUUCUUUAUGUUGUAUUGUGACAAUGUAAGCAAAAAAGAUGCAAUUUUUAAAUAAAGGCCCUGUAUUCUUUAA
This is a messenger RNA of Girardinichthys multiradiatus, 2983 nucleotides long. RefSeq names its product H-2 class I histocompatibility antigen, Q10 alpha chain-like. Gene Ontology annotation, cellular component: external side of plasma membrane. Gene Ontology annotation, biological process: immune response. The coding region runs from base 83 to 1786 and encodes 567 amino acids. The record is from RefSeq and is a predicted model, not a curated record. NCBI's taxonomy places the organism in Eukaryota, Metazoa, Chordata, Actinopteri, Cyprinodontiformes, Goodeidae. The transcript has 23 exons.